AAGCAUCGAUCGACCUGCCCAUUAUCUCUCUCUAAGACCAUCAUGACCACCUCUCUCGACCUCCUCAAGCAAACCGGAACCGUUGUCGUAUCCGACUCCGGUGACUUCGAAUCAAUCGAUGUUUACAAGCCACAGGAUGCUACCACCAACCCAUCCUUGAUCUUGGCUGCUGCCAACAAGCCGGGAUACUCCCGUCUCAUGGAUGCCGCCAUCAAGUUCGGCAAGAGCAAGGGCGGUGACCUCGAGCACCAAACUAACGCUGCCAUGGACCGUCUGCUUGUCGAGUUCGGCAAGGAGAUUCUUGCUAUCAUCCCUGGCCGUGUAUCGACAGAAGUCGAUGCUCGUCUCUCCUUCGACAAGGCAGCCACCAAGGCCAAGGCUAAGGAGCUCAUUGCCCUCUACGAGUCCGUUGGUAUCAAGAAGGAGCGUAUUCUUAUCAAAAUCGCAGCGACGUGGGAGGGUAUCCAAGCCGCUCGUGAACUCGAACGGGAUGACAACAUCCACUGCAACCUGACCCUUCUUUUCGGUUUCGGCCAGGCUGUCGCCUGCGCUGAGGCAGGUGUCACCCUCAUUUCGCCCUUCGUCGGCCGAAUCCUCGACUGGUACAAGAAGUCAACUGGAAAGACCUACGAGGGUGAUGAAGACCCAGGUGUCCAGUCCGUGAAGAAGAUCUUCAACUACUACAAGCAACACGGCUACAAGACCAUCGUCAUGGGUGCUUCCUUCCGCAACGUUGGCGAGAUCAAGGCCCUCGCUGGUGUUGACUUCCUCACCAUUGCCCCCGCACUGCUCGAGGAACUCAAGAACUCGACCGCGCCCGUUCCCAAGAAGCUCGACGCCCGUGCUGCUGCACAAGCCGAGCCCCUGGCCAAGGUCACUUUCGUCGACGACGAGCCCGAGUUCCGCUGGGCCCUUCUCCAGGACUCGAUGGCAUUCGACAAGCUCCAUGAGGGUAUCAAGAAGUUUGCUGAGGAUGGCGAGACGCUCAAGGGCCUCCUCCGCCAGAAGUUGAGUGCUUGAGUCUCCGGCGAUUGAUAACAGGGCAACGAGUAGUUGUAGUAAUAUUGUAGUGUUCACAUAAACAAAAUUCACUCGCCAGUUAUGUAUUUGGCAAUAGACUUUUUUUCUGUGCA
Suillus clintonianus is the source of this 1133-nucleotide messenger RNA. RefSeq lists its product as uncharacterized. Gene Ontology annotation, cellular component: cytoplasm; intracellular anatomical structure. Gene Ontology annotation, biological process: pentose-phosphate shunt; pentose-phosphate shunt, non-oxidative branch; carbohydrate metabolic process. The transcript has 8 exons. The record is from RefSeq and is a predicted model, not a curated record. The coding region runs from base 43 to 1020 and encodes 325 amino acids. Gene Ontology annotation, molecular function: transaldolase activity. Lineage: Eukaryota; Fungi; Basidiomycota; Agaricomycetes; Boletales; Suillaceae.